Stegodyphus dumicola is the source of this 1668-nucleotide messenger RNA. RefSeq lists its product as uncharacterized. The record is from RefSeq and is a predicted model, not a curated record. NCBI's taxonomy places the organism in Eukaryota, Metazoa, Arthropoda, Arachnida, Araneae, Eresidae.
CAGAAACUAUUAAAAUGCACUUUCAGACCUGGUUUGGGUUUAUUUCAUUUAAGUAAAUUCUGAAGAGAUAGGUGCUGAUUCCUAGUCGUAACAAUGGAUUCUCACAUACUGAAGAUGAAACAAAGUGCAGUAUUGCUGUUUAAAGACAUAUAUAAUUUUACAAGGAAAAGUGCAUGAAUUCUCCGGCUGAAAUACUGGAUAAAUAUUCUCAUAAACUUCCUUGACACGAAGCGGAAAACGGCUCUUUCUAUUUUGUAUGGAAUGUUUUGCUUGACACGAGCUGAGGAUAGCAGAAAUCAUCCAAACCACAGAAACACAAUGCUUACCAUGAAAGAUAUAACUGAUCACUGGAUUGGAUUACCAAAAUCACCUUAUACUCACUUCACAGCUACUAUGAGUCCUCCAACGUCUUCCACUGCUGCACCAACAUCUGCUCCUGUGAGUGCGAAGAAACCUACCACCAUAAAAAAGAAGAAAAGGCGUAAAAGUUCUGAAAGCUCUAAACGCCGAACGACUGAUCCCAGUGAGCCUCUUUACUACAGAGACAACUAUUACAGAGAAAGAGCAAAGUUCGCCUUUCCCGAUUUUGAUUACGAUUACGAUUCUCCCAACUCAGCUUAUUCUAAUCCCCCACCACCACCACCAUCAUCCUCCUCACCUUAUAUUAUCAGAGCCACAGCUUCGUCGCCAAAGGCAAUAUAUCUGAACCCUUCUGAAACAGAUUCGUCAAUAAGCGCAGUGUAUGCUGGAACACCAAAGGUGGCAACAUAUGUCAUACCCUCUGCAAAAAAAUAUGUGGUGCGCAGGGUUAAAUCACGUGCAGUAUAUGUACCACCUCCAGCACCAAUAGGUGGGGAUCUAUAUGCAGCUGCUUCAAGUGCUGGACUACGAAGACUUGAUCCUGGAGAUUACGAUGAGAAUAGUGCAUCAUUCCUUAACAUGGGUCCACAAGAAGGAUUUCCACCAAGACCAGUUAUGAAUAAAAUAUCUCAACCGGGACAGAGACAACCUUGCCACGGACCAGAAUGUCAUCAGCAUCAUAAAGGGCUAGUACGGUUUUACUGGAGAAGGGUCGUAUAUCCGCCUGAUGAAGGAAGAAGAAUAAGAGGACGAGGACGCAGAUUACGCCGACCUAGAACUAGACCACGUGGAAGAAGAGUUCGUGUUCGAUCUAGAGCUCCAUCGGAUCAGAGAGAAAUGUACACAUCUGAAGAGGAUGGUGUCGCGGAAGGAGCUGAAGAUAAUAACACGUACGAAAAUGAGGAGGACGAAGAAGAAGUUAGUGACGAAGAAGAAACUGAAGAGAAUGACACUGUGCAACAGAAUAUGUGGCAACCUGGAAGAGGAUAUGGUCACAAUUUGAGUGAAGGAAGUAACUAUGAUGAUGACGACAGAAGAGUAUACAGGGACAAAAGAUAUGCAUACAGGAAGAAAACGAAUCGGAAUUUCUACCAAUAUUCAUGACAUUUUGAAUAAUCAGAUUUAUUUUAUUUUUUUCAUCUUUCAUCACACUAUUUAAUAUUUAAAUUUCCAUCCAACUGAAAAAUCUGGUUGGUACAUACUUGGAUGUCAGACGAAUUACAUCAUUAAUUUAUAAAAUGUGAGUAAAGAAACGCAAAGAAUGAAGCUUGUUAUUAUUUGGUAAUAAAACUCAUGCUAUUAUUGUAA